This is a messenger RNA of Galendromus occidentalis (western predatory mite), 1197 nucleotides long. It is a transcript of the gene stg1, whose product is annotated as stargazin-like protein. Bases 1 to 1197 code for a protein of 398 amino acids. The record is from RefSeq and is a predicted model, not a curated record. The transcript is spliced from 7 exons. Gene Ontology annotation, cellular component: AMPA glutamate receptor complex; postsynaptic density membrane. Lineage: Eukaryota; Metazoa; Arthropoda; Arachnida; Mesostigmata; Phytoseiidae. Gene Ontology annotation, molecular function: voltage-gated calcium channel activity; channel regulator activity. Gene Ontology annotation, biological process: neurotransmitter receptor transport, postsynaptic endosome to lysosome; positive regulation of synaptic transmission, glutamatergic; transmission of nerve impulse.
AUGUCACGUCACACGGUGCGUCUCCUGCGUCUUUUGACGCCUUUGACGGCCCUGGGCUCACUCGUAGCUCAGGGGGUCGCGCUGUUCACCGAUCGAUGGUUACAGUCCGAAGAACUUAUGCCCAAUCCUCGAUACAAUGGAACCGGUGAUAAAGAAUAUCUCUCCAAGUUCACCAUCAGCGGACUCUGGAAAAUCUGCUUCAAUGAUCCUGGCGAAAUUGCUCAAAAAUGCGUAAAUAUUGAUUACUUCCCCGCCGAAGAAUACAGCCCGGAUCCGAACGACUCAACGAUGGCUAUCCCCUAUGCCGUCAACCGCGCAUCGACCUUCAUCCUCGUAUCGGCGCUGAUCCUGUGCUUGGGCGAGGUGCUCUGUUUCCUGGGCCAUCUACUGAAGAGGCGUCGUGUACUAAUCUUCGCGGCGGGCAUAUGCUUCAUUAUUUCGGGCCUCAUGAUCCUCGUGGGAAUGGUGAUCUACAUCUCAACAUUCAAGGCUGAAGUCGGAGCCAAACUCAGACCCAAAUCAACCUUCCAGGGUCCACUGUUCAUGUACCGAUACGGGUACUCGUUCCUUUUAGCAGUCACUGGACUGAUGUCAAGCGAACUUGCAGGAACUUUUGCGAUUUUUCUCUGUAUUCACAGGUAUCGGCAGGAAUUGAAAAAGAAAGGCCUUGAUCGAAAAAUAGAUUCGUUCCUACAGAACAACGAUGCUCAUGUACCCCAUUGUAGGAGACACGGCAGUAGGUUCUCUUACACCGGAAGUACGACGGGAAGCGUGACGUCAGUUCAUCCGGGCAGCCAUAACCUAGGCGGAUUGGGUCUAAUGGGCGUCGGGGUGGGCGGUGCUGGUGGCUAUGGAGCAGUCGUAGGCGCGGGCUUCGGUCGUUGUCAUAACCACCACCAUUCUUCAGGAUCAGUUCACGCUCAGCCACAGCACAGAAACAACUCAAUCCGAAAGCUGCAGUCCUCUUACUCUGUAGAAGAGCAGGACUUCUAUCAACGACGUCGAUCGGUAUCGAACGUUAUCCCUCUGUCCGAAUCGCUGACGGACUUGUCGUACUAUCACCGGCCCAUCUCCAGAUCCGGCACAAAUUUUGAGCGAGCCGCAUCCAGGGAUCUGUCGCGUGAACUUUCACGGGACUUCACCUGCACAACUGUGUCCACUACGCUCGACACAUUGCGUAGAACGACUCCAGUUUGA